Molecule: messenger RNA, 1521 nt
Organism: Ochlerotatus camptorhynchus
Lineage: Eukaryota; Metazoa; Arthropoda; Insecta; Diptera; Culicidae
Product: cytochrome P450 4d2-like
Exons: 3
Coding region: 1-1509 (502 amino acids)
Molecular function (GO): monooxygenase activity; iron ion binding; heme binding
Source: RefSeq, a predicted model, not a curated record
AUGUUCUUUCCGAUAGUGCUCUCCUUGCUUCUGGUGCUGUCUGUUUACGUUUGGCAGUGGCGUCGUCGAUUAUGCCGCGUUUUCCGUUCGAUUCCGGGACCUCCAGGGCUACCGCUGGUGGGAAACACCCUUCAACUCAUCGGGAAAUCAUCGACGUACCUCUUCCACAUGCUGUACGAUCUGGAACAGCUGUACGGGAGCGUGUACAAGUUGGAUACAAUGAGUGGCUUUUGGUUGUAUUACAACGAACCGGAGUAUGUCGAGAGGAUUAUGACUGGGCCAGAGUUCAAUUGCAAAAGCGCUGAUUACGAUAUGCUGCUGGACUGGCUUGGAACUGGGCUGCUGAUAAGCAACGGAAACAAGUGGUUUACACAUCGGAAGGCACUGACUCCGGCAUUUCAUUUUAAGAUUUUGGAAAAUUUCGUUCCGGUUUUUGAUGAGAAAGGUGCGAUACUGGCGAUGAAGUUUUUGAGCCAUACCGGUGGGGAGGUUCCCAUUUUUCCACUGGUGAAACUGUGCACGCUGGAUGUGAUUGUUGAGACGGCCAUGGGAACGGUUUCCAAUGCCCAGAGCGAGAAAUCGAGCUACACCAUAGCUGUGGAGGACAUUUCCGCCAUUGUGUUUUGGAGAAUGUUCAACGUGGUUCACCGGAAUGACGUUUUGUUCCGGCUCAAUAGCAAAUUCGGUUCGUACAGUAGGUGCCUGAGGACGAUUCGUGAGUUUACGCUGUCGAUCAUCGAAAAGCGGAGGGAAGCUUUGACGGAUUCCGAUGGGAAAGGGGAAUGCCUACCGGAGGAGACGGGUGAUGUUUUGAUGGGAUCCAAGAAAAAGAUGGCACUGCUCGACAUUCUGCUGCAAACGAAAAUCGACGGCAGUCCACUGACGAAUGAGGAAAUUCGUGAAGAGGUGGACACUUUCAUGUUUGGGGGCCACGAUACCACGGCAUCGGCCAUCACCUUCCUCCUCUACUCGCUGGCAAAACAUCCCGACGUUCAGCAAAAAGUGUAUGAGGAGAUCAUUUCUGUAGCAGGUGAAUCAUCGCACACGCCAUUCACCCUGAGCACCUUGAAUGACCUGAAAUACCUGGACCUGGUGAUAAAAGAAUCGCUCCGUCUGUUCCCACCGGUUCCGUACAUCUCUCGUACCUCUCUGAAGGAGGUAAACCUCGGCGGUGUCACCAUCCCGGCCAAUACCAAGCUAUCCCUCGGUAUCUACAACAUGCACCACAAUCCGAAGUACUUCCCCGAGCCGGAAAAUUUCCUCCCCGAGCGAUUCGAAGCCGAGCGAGCAGCCGAAAAACAGAAUCCCUACGCUUACGUGCCGUUCAGUGCCGGUGGCCGCAACUGCAUCGGUCAGAAAUUUGCCCAGUACGAACUCAAAUCGACCAUUUCGCAAGUGAUUCGACUCUGCCGGGUCGAGCUGCCCUACCCAGGCUACGAGCCACCACUGAAAGCUGAAAUGAUUCUCAAACCACAAGACGAUAUGCUGUUGAAAUUUUUCCCGCGAUGAUCAAAUGUCUGC